Molecule: messenger RNA, 898 nt
Organism: Chrysoperla carnea
Lineage: Eukaryota; Metazoa; Arthropoda; Insecta; Neuroptera; Chrysopidae
Gene: ND-24
Product: probable NADH dehydrogenase [ubiquinone] flavoprotein 2, mitochondrial
Exons: 5
Coding region: 126-860 (244 amino acids)
Biological process (GO): mitochondrial electron transport, NADH to ubiquinone
Molecular function (GO): NADH dehydrogenase activity
Source: RefSeq, a predicted model, not a curated record
AUUUGGAAUUUCAGCAGAUGUCACUAUUAGUUUUCGAAAAAUGUCAUAUUCUAUCUGAGAAAAAAAAAACGUCUAUUUAUUUAAAUAAAUAAAAUUUACUUCGAAUUUGACAGUUUUCUAUAAAAAUGUUGUCGAACUUGAAGAUUUUAAGCAGCAAACUUUUAUCUCGUAAUUCUACAAGAUUAUUACAAGUAUCAGCCGCACGAAAUCAUGAAAGUAUAUUCAAUCAUCGCGAUACACCUGAAAAUAAUCCGAAUAUUAAAUUCGAAUUCACCGAGGAUAAUAAAAAGCGGGCUGAAGCUAUAUUAGCCAUUUAUCCCGAAGGACAUAAACGAGCUGCUAUGAUACCUUUAUUAGAUUUAGCCCAACGUCAAUAUGGAUGGUUGCCAAUUAGCGCAAUGAACUACGUUGCCGACAUGCUUCAUCUUCCCCAUAUGAGAGUGUAUGAAGUAGCCACUUUUUAUACGAUGUUCAUGAGAAAUCCAACUGGUAAAUAUCAUAUUCAAGUAUGUACAACAACACCAUGCUGGCUUCGGGGAUCUGAUGAAGUUUUACAAAUCUUCGAGAAAGAACUAGGCUUACAUGUUGGUCAGACGAGUAAAGAUGGGAAAUUUACUAUAUCUGAAGUGGAAUGCUUAGGUGCCUGUGUUAACGCGCCAAUGGUUCAAAUCAACGAUGAUUAUUAUGAGGAUUUAAAGAAAGAAGAUUGUUUGGAAAUAAUUGCCUGUUUGAAAAAAGAUAAAUUACCACAGGCAGGUCCUCGAAGUGGACGAUUUGCGGCUGAACCUUUAGGAAAUCCUACAUCUUUAAUUGAAGAACCACCAGGCCCAGGUUUUGGUUUACAAGACGCUUUAAAAUAAUUUGUGAAUAAUUUAAGUUGUAUUUUUAAUACAUUAAA